AUCGGUGGACAUUAGCCCUACGAGACUGCAUUGUUUAGUUCAGCACUUUAGACACCGGAGUUCUAGUUUAGAGUCACAAGGGAAGCUUCUCGGCUCGGAAAACGAGACGGGGAGCCCUGACUUCUACACCCCAAGGACUCGUAGCAGUAAUGGGUCGGACCCCAUGGAUGACUGCUCCUCCUGUACGAGCCACUCCAGCUCCGAGCAUUACUACCCGGCUCAGAUGAAUGCAAAUUAUUCCACCCUGGCGGAGGACUCUCCCUCCAAAGCUCGCGAGCGCCAAAGGCAGCGGCACAAGUCGGCCGGAAAUCUCGUCUGCUCCAAUUCGGGAAGUAUGCCCAACCUGGCUGCUGGGAACGGGAACGGCCAUCACGGCGUCUACCUGCACAGCCAAAGCCAGCCUUCCUCCCAGUACAGGAUCAAAGAAUACCCGCUGUACAUCGAAGGGAGCUCGACGCCAGUGGUGGUGCGCAGCCUCGAAAACGACCAGGAGGGACACUACAGCGUGAAAGCACAGUUUAAAACGUCCAAUUCGUACACGGCGGGGGGCAUGUUUAAGGAGAACUGGCACGGAGACGAAGUGGACUCCAUCCGGUUGACGCCUUCCCGGUCUCAGAUCAUAAGGACUCCUUCGUUGGGUAGAGACGGACAUGAAAAGGGAUCGGGGAGGGCUGGGGUCUCGGAUGAGCUCAGACUAUGGUACCAGCGCUCCACAGCCCCCCACAAAGACCACAGCCGGUUGUCGCACACAAGCUCCACUUCGUCGGACAGCAGCUCCCAAUACAGUAGCUCCUCUCAAAGCACCUUCGUGGCGCACAGUAAGGUAACCAGGAUGCCUCCCAUGUGCAAAGCAACGUCAG
Thamnophis sirtalis is the source of this 860-nucleotide messenger RNA. NCBI's taxonomy places the organism in Eukaryota, Metazoa, Chordata, Lepidosauria, Squamata, Natricidae. The record is from RefSeq and is a predicted model, not a curated record.